Molecule: messenger RNA, 968 nt
Organism: Daphnia pulex (common water flea)
Lineage: Eukaryota; Metazoa; Arthropoda; Branchiopoda; Diplostraca; Daphniidae
Product: probable glutathione S-transferase 7
Exons: 4
Coding region: 127-762 (211 amino acids)
Biological process (GO): glutathione metabolic process
Molecular function (GO): glutathione transferase activity
Source: RefSeq, a predicted model, not a curated record
UUUAGGCGAAAUCCAAUUGCUGCGCAGUUUGGCAUCAGCAGCCAUCGACAUCGCACAGCUCGGCACAAUUUCACGACAUUCACAGUUGCGUUAUUCACAGUUUGCCAUUGAUUUAUAGUCGACAAGAUGCCCGUCUACAAGUUGCAUUACUUUAACAAUCCGCGUCAGGGUCGUGCCGAAUUGUCCCGGCUGAUCCUCAGUCAGGCCGGCGUCGAAUUCCAGGACAUCCGUUUUGCCCAUUGCGAAUGGCCGGCCAUCAAGCCCACCACGCCCUUUGGCCAUGUUCCCAUCUUAGAAGUGGACGGGCGGGUGCUGGCCCAAUCGAACACUAUUGCCCGAUACCUGGCCAAGAAACACGGUCUGGCCGGGCAGGACGAGUGGGAGGAGGCCCUGGCCGACAUGUACGCCGACAACAUUCACGACCUGUUGAAUGCUGUGGCGGUGCCGUUCGUGGAAAAAGAUCCUGUGAAGAAGAAGGAACUGUACCAGAAUUUCAUGCGGAUAACCAUCGCCCCUCACGUGGCCGCCGUUGAGAAACAAUUGAAAAAGAACAACACGGGAUAUCUGGUCGGCAAUCAGCUGACCUGGGCGGAUCUGGCGUACUACGCUUAUUUCUCCGAUUUCCUCGAAGUGAAAUUUGGCAGCGCCUUCUUGAAAGCGGCGCCACGUUUAAAAGCCCUGAUCGAUCGCGUCAAAGCUCUGCCCAACGUUCAAAAGUGGACGGCCUAUCGGGACGCGACCUACCCGGAGGAUAAAGAAUAAAUCAAUAAAAUACGACCCUGAUGAUUAAUUAAUCAUAUUAUAUCAAUAUUUAUCGUCUUGUAAUUUAUCGUUAGAAAUUGGCGUAUUAAAUCCUGACCCAAAUAUCCAAUUACUAAUUCAAUCACCACGUUUAUAAUAAUUGUCACCUGUCAUAUACACACGCCACAAUAAAGUAAAUGCACAAUAAUAAUUAAUAAACAAGCUAU